ACUGUCCAUUGAUACAAGUCUUGCCAAAAAUCUAGCUCUGGUGCGGUCUGGUCAUUACAGUGUCACCACCGUCUUACAUAAGACAUUAAACCCUCGUGUUUCGUGCAUACACAUACACAAGUGUUUCUUUCCGGGCUUCUUGAAAGCUCCGAAUAUACAUACGUACAAUUCGUAGUUGAUUCACAUACAAAUCUCGUGAAAAUGAAUGCUCUAGCCGCCACCAACCGGAAUUUUCGCCUUGCAUCUCGCAUUCUCAACUUGGAUUCGAAGCUUGAGAAGAGUCUGCUGAUCCCCUUCAGAGAAAUCAAGGUUGAAUGUACUAUUCCAAAAGAUGAUGGAGAACUAGUGUCUUUUGUUGGGUUUAGGGUGCAGCAUGACAAUGCUCGUGGACCCAUGAAAGGGGGCAUUCGAUAUCACCCUGAGGUUGAUCCUGAUGAAGUGAAUGCGCUGGCUCAACUGAUGACUUGGAAAACUGCUGUCGUAGACAUUCCUUAUGGUGGUGCAAAGGGUGGGAUAGGAUGCUCACCUAGGGAUUUAAGUAACAGUGAGCUAGAACGUCUUACGCGUGUCUUCACUCAGAAAAUUCAUGAUCUGAUUGGCGUUCAAACUGACGUUCCUGCACCAGAUAUGGGCACCAACGCUCAGACCAUGGCUUGGAUUUUGGAUGAGUACUCAAAAUUUCAUGGGCAUUCACCAGCUAUUGUGACGGGGAAACCUAUAGAUCUUGGUGGUUCAUUGGGCAGGGACGCAGCAACCGGACGUGGUGUUGUUUAUGCAACACAAGCUUUAUUAGCCGAACAUGGGAAGUCCAUUGAAGAUACAAAGUUUGCUAUUCAGGGUUUCGGGAAUGUUGGAUCAUGGGCAGCAAGGCUCAUUCAUGAGAGAUUUGGAAAGGUUGUCGCCGUGAGUGAUAUCACUGGAGCAGUCACAAACCCAGAUGGGAUUGAUAUACCAGCAUUGCAAUGGCAUAAAGAGGAAACAGGGAGCUUAAAGAAUUUCAGCGGUGCGGACGCGAUGAAUGCUGAGGACUUGCUUGUGCAUGACUGUGAUGUUCUUAUACCAUGUGCAUUGGGUGGUGUUUUGAACAGAGAAAAUGCAGGUGAUGUGAGGGCAAAAUUUAUAAUUGAAGCAGCAAACCAUCCCACAGAUCCUGAAGCUGAUGAGAUUCUAUCUAAGAAAGGAGUUAUAGUCCUGCCAGAUAUCUAUGCAAAUGCUGGAGGCGUGACUGUCAGUUAUUUUGAGUGGGUUCAGAACAUACAAGGGUUUGCAUGGGCCGAGGAACAGGUGAAUAAGGAACUGAAGAGGUACAUGAAAAGAGCUUUUCUUAAUAUGAAGAGCAUGUGCCAGACACACAACUGCGACCUUCGGAUGGGCGCAUUCACACUUGGUGUGAAUCGGGUUGCUCGUGCUACCAUGUUAAGGGGUUGGGAGGCAUAAUUGGUCAAUUAGUGGCAUUUACUUGUUUCUGACAUGCUUAACUAUGGAAGUUUGAAAUUACUAAUUUACUAUGUACCCCAUGGGUAUACAAUUGGGUAAAACUAAUAUACAGCCUGACAAGUGACCAGGUUCAACUUUGAGCUUUGGUCACUUUAUUCUAAAUUGCAACUUAUUUCAAGAGAGUA
Molecule: messenger RNA, 1622 nt
Organism: Daucus carota subsp. sativus
Lineage: Eukaryota; Viridiplantae; Streptophyta; Magnoliopsida; Apiales; Apiaceae
Product: glutamate dehydrogenase 2
Exons: 9
Coding region: 202-1437 (411 amino acids)
Biological process (GO): L-glutamate catabolic process
Cellular component (GO): mitochondrion
Molecular function (GO): L-glutamate dehydrogenase (NAD+) activity
Source: RefSeq, a predicted model, not a curated record